Glossina fuscipes is the source of this 813-nucleotide messenger RNA. RefSeq names its product RWD domain-containing protein 4. The coding region runs from base 116 to 745 and encodes 209 amino acids. NCBI's taxonomy places the organism in Eukaryota, Metazoa, Arthropoda, Insecta, Diptera, Glossinidae. The transcript is spliced from 4 exons. The record is from RefSeq and is a predicted model, not a curated record. Gene Ontology annotation, molecular function: protein binding.
AAUUGAAAAUUGUUUAAGCAAGCAAGCAUCAAGAGCCAAAUAAAGUAAACGCAACUUCUUCACAGCUGUUGCCUUAAAAAUAUUAAUAAAAGACGUUUAGCUUUAAAACAAAAACAUGGCAGAAGCUUUGGACCUUCAAGCAGAUGAACGUGAAGCUUUAUUAGCAAUUUAUGAAGGAGACGAUGCCUUUAAAGAAAUAGAUGCAACAAAAUUCCAAUAUAAAUAUGGUGAAGACGAUGAUUGUAAAUCUUUUUUAGUGGAAAUUGAAUGGGGUGAUGAUUAUCCCUUAGAAAAGCCCAUUAUCAAUAUGGAAAUGUUCUACAAUCGUAAUUUAAUUCCCGCUGUUAAAGAAAAAGUCCGCUCGGUGUUAAUGGAAGAAGCUGAACAUUGGUUGGGCUGCGGUAUGACCUAUAACUUAUUUGAAUGCCUGAAAGAACAUUUAGAUGAAUUAACGUCCGAACAGCCCGAUCUCAUAGUAGUGGAAUCACCAGAUUUAAAUACAAUAGGAGUUAGCGCGAUACAUAUUUCAGAUAGUUCGGACAUUAAAAAGAAGGAACCGAAGAAAGAACAACUAACUAAAGCCCAAAAACGCAGGCAAUGGGAUCGCGCCGAUCAUAAGGGUGACCGGCCUAGGGGUUGGAAUUGGGUAGAUAUCGUCAAGCAUUUAUCCCAGACUGGUCACAAAGAACAGCAAACCGCUGAAUCGAAUGCGAACAAUACUAUAUUUCAACCGUUAAAUAGCUAGAAAUUAUUCACAAUUGCUUAAUAAAAUCAAUAGUUAAGUUUUUUGAUAAACUGAAUUAAAAACAAACG